AUGAACACUAUGCUAAUCAAAGUGCUCGCUAUCGUAUUUUCGACCGUUUUAUUCUUCGACACAGUCGUCGCACUACCUUUAGUCACCAAGUUUGAGGUAUGUUACAGUAAAAAUUCACUUUUUUGAUACUUUUUCGUACUUUAUACCUAAAAUGAUAUUACAGUACUGCUUUUAGUACUAAUACAGUAUUGUUGUAGUACUAUUACAAUAAUGGUUUUUGUACUAUUAUAGUACUACGUUUAGUACUGUAAACUAUUUUUUAAACCAACAUUCAAGUUUUUUCAACAUUUUUUUGCUACGUCAAUAUUAACAUCGCCCCUUUUCAGAACCCCGACUUCUUGGCCGAGCCAAUUUUGGUCGUGAAACGUGCUGAAGAGUUUGAGCUGCCAGCACCAAUCCAAGGUGACAAUUUCGAAAUGAACGAAUUGCCACGAACCGACCGGAAACAGUUCGAACGACAGCAACGCUACCUGGAGAUCCUCAGGUCUUAUCUACAACAACCCAACUAA
Molecule: messenger RNA, 509 nt
Organism: Bursaphelenchus okinawaensis
Lineage: Eukaryota; Metazoa; Nematoda; Chromadorea; Rhabditida; Aphelenchoididae
Source: the annotation of a GenBank genome assembly